ACACUAUCUAAACUGUCAUUGUCAGUGUCACUGCCUCCAAAGUUUUACUAUUUCAUCACGUAAUUCUUAAAAUAAGUAUUUGCUAAAAUUGGAAAUUCCAAUGAUUAUAGGAAAAGUACUGUCUAGAAAUAAAAGAUUGUUAUUAAGAUCUAAAUCAAUAACAACACAAAUAACAUGUCUAUCUUCAAAACCAACGGCUUCAGAAGUUCUCACAGCAUAUUUGACCCAAUGUAAAGAACCUCCUUGGACCUCAUACUUUGUGAAGUACAGUAGUGUAAAGAAUGAUCAAUAUGGAAUGUCAAAUUUCAACUGGAAGGUUGGUAGUUCCAACUAUCAGAUAUUGAGAACUGGCUGUUUUCCUUACAUCAAGUACCAUUGUUCGAAGAAAGCAGCCGAAGAUUUGUCAACAUCGGACAAGUUCAUGAGAGCCAUUAAAGUUGUUAAUUUAGGUAUACCAUGUUUGCUGUACGGCCUGGCAGCUACACAACUUAUAAGACACGAAGAAAUAGUACAUACUUCUAAGGGGCCGGUCACAAUAUACUUUCUAAUACCAGAAGAUAAGGGAUCUAGAUACUAAUGAGAUAGUUGGCCUGAAAUAUGCCAAAUGAUUGAAAGCUGUCACACUCGCUAUAAGCUUGUGUUAUAAUGCUUGUUUUCAAAUAAAAUGAGCAACAUUAUUUAAACAUAGUUACGUUACUAUCAAUUAUAAAUGGUAAAAAAAUCCUUUAUAACCAGAUUAUAUUCAAUAUAUUUUUUCUAACUUCAGAUUUAAUAAACAAUCUAUCCAUUGUUUUACAAUUAAAGAUUGAAUUUGCGAAACAAAGAAUAAAUCGGUUAUUAAAGUCCACAUUAAAUAGACAAAAACAGUGCAAAUAGUCUAUGUUUACAAAACACUAAAACAUGACCCUUCUUAGUAGUUGGGUAAAAACAUGUUAUUGUAUGUAAUCAUUAUUUAUUUUGUACAUCAGGGGCAUUAUGUUUAUGUGAUAGAUAAUUUAUAAUAGAUAAACAAUUGUUUUUUGUUAGAACUCACAUUUUUAUUGUGUUUUGUUUUUUAGAGUAUUUUAUUUCUUUAGUAAUUAGUAAAGUUGGAUAAUUUGUUGAUAGUUAAAAUGUGAAUAAAUAACGAUAUUACUA
This is a messenger RNA of Helicoverpa armigera (cotton bollworm), 1137 nucleotides long. RefSeq lists its product as uncharacterized. NCBI's taxonomy places the organism in Eukaryota, Metazoa, Arthropoda, Insecta, Lepidoptera, Noctuidae. Bases 101 to 577 code for a protein of 158 amino acids. The record is from RefSeq and is a predicted model, not a curated record. The transcript is spliced from 3 exons.